AGCUGACGCAUUGCCCGAUGAAGGGAGUGAAGUUGGCCGUGCAUCGGAAAACAAAAGUGUGUUGUCAUUGCACGACGAGGAGAAAAGCUGUGGAAAUUGAGGAAAAAUGUUUCGCAAUCAGUACGACAGUGAUGUGACUGUGUGGAGCCCUCAGGGGCGCCUCCAUCAGGUGGAGUACGCCAUGGAAGCGGUGAAGCUGGGCACGGCGACUGUUGGCUUGAAGAACAAGGAUCACGCCAUUCUGAUCGCUCUCAAAAGGGCUUCAUCUGAGUUGGCUUCUUACCAGAAGAAGAUCAUCCCCAUUGAUGACCAUCUCGGCAUCUCCAUCUCUGGAAUAACAGCUGACGCCAGGAUUUUGAGUCGCUACAUGCGCCAGGAGUGCCUCAAUUACAAGUACUCCUAUGAUGCCAACUACCCAGUGAAUCGCUUGAUCAUAAACCUGGGCAAUAAGAUGCAGGUCUGCACCCAGCGCUACGACAGGCGUCCUUAUGGCGUGGGACUUCUCGUGGUCGGCUACGAUGAUUUGGGCCCCCAUGUCUUCCAAGUAUGUCCCAGCGCCAACUACUUCAAUUGCAAGGCAAUGUCUAUCGGAUCUCGCUCCCAGAGCGCUCGCACGUACUUGGGAAAGCAUCUGGCGAACUUCCCGACGUGUGACCUCAAGAAGCUGAUAGAGCAUGGUCUAUUGGCGCUGCGGGACACGCUCCCGAAUGAACUCAAUCUCACUGAGAAGAAUGUCUCCAUAGCUAUUGUGGGCAAGGGAACUCCGUUCCAGAUUCUAUCAGAGGAGGAGAACAAGACAUACUUGGCCACUAUCAGCCAGAGUGGGCCAUCUGCGCGGGAAGCUGCUGCAAGUGACAGCGGCACGGGAGGUAGCGGUGCUCCUCCGCCAAGUGAGGGCUCAAGCGACCCUUUAGCCGGAACUGCGAUGGAGUAAGUGGGCGGAUUCUGCAUGCAGAUUUCGCACCACCAGCACUCCCGGAUGACUCAAGUGGGAUGGGGUAGAGGGUGGGGAUUCGUAUUCUGCCCUUAAGAGCUGGUAAUGCGAAUCCCCACCCGAAAUUUUCAGCAUUUUCCGGGAUUUCUUACACAUUUGAACAAUUUUCGAAAAUAUACUUGG
Messenger RNA from Phlebotomus argentipes, 1117 nucleotides. RefSeq names its product proteasome subunit alpha type-1 (gene Prosalpha6). The transcript is spliced from 4 exons. Gene Ontology annotation, biological process: ubiquitin-dependent protein catabolic process. Gene Ontology annotation, cellular component: proteasome core complex, alpha-subunit complex; proteasome core complex; nucleus. Lineage: Eukaryota; Metazoa; Arthropoda; Insecta; Diptera; Psychodidae. Bases 107 to 934 code for a protein of 275 amino acids. The record is from RefSeq and is a predicted model, not a curated record.